This is a messenger RNA of Gadus chalcogrammus (walleye pollock), 7185 nucleotides long. It is a transcript of the gene ern2, whose product is annotated as endoplasmic reticulum to nucleus signaling 2. Bases 274 to 3177 code for a protein of 967 amino acids. Gene Ontology annotation, biological process: protein phosphorylation; intrinsic apoptotic signaling pathway in response to endoplasmic reticulum stress; IRE1-mediated unfolded protein response. NCBI's taxonomy places the organism in Eukaryota, Metazoa, Chordata, Actinopteri, Gadiformes, Gadidae. Gene Ontology annotation, molecular function: protein serine/threonine kinase activity; ATP binding; RNA endonuclease activity. The record is from RefSeq and is a predicted model, not a curated record. Gene Ontology annotation, cellular component: IRE1-TRAF2-ASK1 complex. The transcript is spliced from 24 exons.
CGGACAAUUUGCUUUCUGACAUCACUGGUUCCGUCCCAACACGGAAAUAUGGAAUAGGUAUAAGAAUGUGGACGAUGCUGUUGUCGUUGUAAGCAGAACUCUAUCUUUUCAUGUAUCUAUUACAGACUCCUGCGGAGCUCUUCAAAAGAGCAUUAGCGAUGUUAUAGGAGUCAGCUGUCGCGUUCUUCAUCACAGAUGGGUGCGCGUUGGAAAUUGAAAGAGUUUGACCUCUGUUAAUAGUUCUAAAGGCGCGUAAGUCUGUUGUCAAGUGCCAUGAAAGAGUCUGUUUUGGGGGCGACAAGGGCUGUGGGACGCCUGCUGAUCACCCUUCUCCUGCUGUCCUGGGACGGGACCUUGUUUCAGGUGGGAGGUGGGAGCUCAGUCACCCUUCCAGAGUCUUUGCUGUUCGUCUCCACCCUGGACGGCAGCCUGCACGCCGUCUCCAAGCAGUCUGGGGACAUCAAAUGGACCCUCAGAGAAGACCCCAUCAUUCAAGUCCCAAUCUACCUUCAGGAGCCAGGGUUCCUCCCCGAUCCCAGCGACGGCAGUCUGUACGUUCUGGAAGGCAAGCACAAGGAGGGCCUGAUGAAGCUGCCUUUCACCAUCCCAGAGCUGGUCCAGUCAGCCCCCUGCAAGAGCUCGGAUGGCAUCCUCUAUACGGGGAAGAAGCAGGAUGUGUGGUUUGUGGUGGAUCCUGAAACGGGGGAAAAGCAGACAAGCCUAACCACCUCCUCCUCCGAAUCCAUCUGUCCGAACACACCUCUUCUUUACAUAGGACGCACAGAGUACAUGAUCACCAUGUUUGACACCAAGACCCAGGAGCUACGGUGGAACGCCACGUACAACGACUACUCGGCGCCCCCCUAUGACGAGAAACAGGACUACAGGAUGGCUCAUCUUGUAUCCAGUGGUGACGGUCUGGUGGUUACAGUGGACAGAGAAACAGGUGAUGUCCUGUGGAGCCAGAACUACGGUUCCCCCGUGGUGGGGGUCUAUCUGUACUCGGGGGAGUCGCUGAGACACGCCCCCCACCUGUCCCUGGCCUUGGAGACGCUGCGCUACCUCACCUUCGCCUCGGCCAGCGACCAGGCGGACUCCCCCUCCACGCUGAAGUGGAGCUACCAGUUUGUGAAGGAGCAGGCCACUGCCCAGGCACAGCUUGUGCCUACCCUCUAUGUGGGCAAACUGGACUCCCGCCUGUAUGCAUCCACCUCAUUGGUCCAUCACGGAGUCCCCCUGGUGCCUCGGGGCCUGACCCUGGCCCGCAUCGAGGGCCCCAUCACGGCCGGCGUGACGCUGCGACAGAAAGGGGAGUGUGAGAGCAUGCCGUCCACCGACGUGCGCUAUCCCCACGGCAGCACCAACAGCCGGAACAACCACUGGCUGCUGAUAGGGCAUCACGAGCUGCCUCCGGUGGCUCACACCACCAUGCUGAGGGAUUUCCCCGUCAGCCUCCAGCGCUCCAGAGAGCCCUUCAUCCCCCCCCGGACCCCCGCCGCCUCCCACUACAACCAGCACUAUUUCGAGACUGCAUCUCAGGGCCAGGGUGAAGGGAACCAUGACGAUAUAGAGAAUGGGGUACGCACGCACGGGACGAAGGGGGUCCGGGGCAAACGGCCCUCCAGAAUACUGCCCUCCUCCCUGUCCGAGGACCCCCUGACUCUGGCAGUCCUCACCCUGCUGGUGGGGGGCUGGCUGGCCUUCGCUCUCACCUACCCCUCGCGCGCUGCCAAAGUUCAGAAGGUUCAAAGGCCGGGAGGCGACACGGAAACCUCAGAACCACUGAGAGACGACAGCCAGACGAAUACACACUCCUCUCCUCCCACCCACUCCAACUCCAGUAGCGAAUUCAAGGCAGCGUCUACUGAAUCUCUACCUGAGUCUCUGAUAAGCAGCAAUUCAGAUGCAGACAGCAGAAGCAGAACCACUGGACUCCCACAAACAACUGAAGUGGAAGGAGAUGAGGUCAACGUGGGGAAGAUCACCUUCAAGCCAUCUGAGGUUCUGGGACAUGGUUCAGCAGGAACUUUCGUCUUCAGGGGCCAUUUUGACGGCCGGCAAGUGGCGGUGAAGCGCAUCCUACCCGAGUGCUUCGAGGUGGCGGAGCGCGAAGUGCAGCUAUUAAGGGAGUCGGACACGCACCCCAACGUCAUCCGCUACUUCUGCACUGAGAGGGACCGGCUUUUCACCUACAUCGCCAUCGAGCUGUGUGCUGCCACUCUGCAACAGUAUGUGGAAGACCCAACCGGCUUCCCUGGGCUGAGUGCAGUGACUCUACUGGAGCAGACCAUGUGUGGCCUCUCUCACCUUCACUCUCUCAACAUAGUCCACCGGGACCUGAAGCCGAGGAACAUCCUGAUCUCGGGUCCCGGGCCGCUGGGCCGGGUCCGGGCCCUCAUCUCAGACUUUGGGCUGUGCAAGAAGAUGCUGGACGGUCGCUGCAGCUUCUCCAUGCGCUCAGGGAUCCCCGGGACUGAGGGAUGGAUCGCCCCCGAGGUGCUGCGAGAAGCUCCCGGAAACAACCCGACAGCAGCAGUGGAUGUGUUCUCAGCCGGCUGUGUCUUCUAUUAUGUGGUCAGCAGGGGGCAGCACCCCUUUGGCGAUGCACUGAGGCGUCAGGUCAACAUCCUGGCAGGAGAAUACACACUCUCACACUUCAUGGAGGAUAUGCAUGAUGAUGUCAUAGCUCGGGAUCUGAUCGAGCGAAUGAUAAGUGCAGCGCCGGAGUCCCGCCCCUCGACUUCCUGUGUGCUCAAACAUCCCUUCUUUUGGAUUCCUGAGAAGCAGCUACUGUUCUUCCAGGACGUGAGUGACCGUAUAGAGAAGGAACCAGGGGAGGGGGCUAUUGUGGUGAGGCUAGAGACCGCGGGCAGAGCGGUGGUUCGAACCAACUGGAGGAUGCACAUCUCUGUGCCUUUGCAGACGGAUCUGAGAAAGUUCCGGACUUACAAGGGGAACUCGGUCAGAGACCUUCUGAGGGCCAUGAGGAAUAAGAAGCACCACUAUCACGAGCUGCCCAAGGAGGUACAGGAGACCCUAGGCGAGGUUCCAGAAGGAUUUGUCGGUUACUUCACCUCGCGGUUUCCACGGUUACUGCUCCACACCCACAAUGCUUUGCACAUCUGCGCCCAUGAAAGACUAUUCCACCCUUACUAUUUGGCUCCUAUUGCCAAAUAGCAUUCACUAAUGGCCCCGGGCACAGUUCGAGUUUUACACUUCCUUGAAUGUUUUUGUACUACCAGAGGUUACAUGCGCAGUAUGUGUUUUAUUUUAACAAUCCUUGGAUUUUCAGAGAGUGAUUAAGGACUGGUGGGGGGAAAACCCACAUUGCACAUCAGGUAUGUUUUGGAAAUAAAGUUUAAAUUCCUCUGUUUCCAAGAGCACUCCACCAAGGGCGGAAUUUUAUAGCGGCUAUACAUUUUAUACAUUUGAGGUAUUUGCCCUUUUUACCCCUGACAAUAGUACUUUCUCUAAGGAAAAGACCUCUCUCAAACAGAGGGCAAAUGUGUCACGGUAUUGCCGACAUCAAACACGCUUUUAAUUUGAAAUAUUUCAGACGCAAAGUGUAUUGGGUGAUUUGCAUCUGCAUGGUAUUUGCGGCUCCACUUGUAUUGAAUGUAUUUUCAUUGUUAUUUUGGGGGCUCUUUGGUUACUGAUGGUAGUUGUUAUACACUGACCGAACCACAUGAAAAGACAAUUUUUUUUAUCAAUGACAAUAGGUUGAUGUUGUUUUUCUUACACUGAUGCCAGAGAAUGAGGGGAAUAGAAAUCUAUUGUUAUAUUUUGUGAUACCAACCAAUUUUUUAUUAAUGCUAAGCUUUAUACUCCAAAGUUUUAUGUACAUAGCUGUUACUAGUUGAUGUGAGCCUAUGUAGACCUAUGGAAAACCCUUUUGAUGAGAACUCAUCUGCACUGUACCGGUCCUAGGAAGGUGUCGAAUUUACGAAUGAAUGAAUGUGUCAUUUACUAGGGGUGGGAAUCUCUUGGCACCUCACGAUUCGAUUCGAUUCCGAUUAUGAGGUCAACUAUUCGAUUCUGAAGCGAUUAUCGAUGCAUGUCGAUGCAUCUCGAUGCAACAAUUUUUUUUAUGUACAUUUCCAUGCGUGAUUUUCAAAAAUAGAUACAUACGUCUGGGUUUGCUACUCAGAGUUUGCUAAUCACUUCCUACUUUUGUGAUGAUCAUUAAAGACAUCAACAGAUGAAUUAACUUAUCUAAUAUUUCACAAGAGAAAAAGCUUUUGUCACAAAUUUGACUUUCAAUGAACAAUGCAAUAAUCAAUGCAGCUUGCAUUAUAACACAUUAUGGAAGCAUGCAAAAAAAUAGGUUUCAGUUUUAUUUUAUUUCUAAUCUUUCUUUUCUAUGUCAUUAAAGGAAAAGCUGCUCUUGAAUCAGAAGGAGUUCGAUUGGCCAAUAGACACUGAAGAUAAAUUCAAUGAUUUUAAAAUUACAAAAAUUAUCCCUCUCUGGCAAACAGAAUGUUGCAGCAGGCAAAAAAAAAAAAUAAUAAUAAUAAUAUCUGCAUCGAGACAGAAUCGUUCUAGCGAGAAUCGCGAUGCAUCGAAGAAUCGAUUUUUUUUCCCACCCCUAUCAUUUACGCAGUUCUAUCAACACAUUUUUUGGAGUGAAUAAAUUGAUGCUCUAAUGAACCAACGUGUUAUUUUUUGGAUAAAAACUUUAUUUCAUCAUCAGGUUUGAUCGAUCGUUAUUUAGGAAAUAGAAGAAAAGGGCAUUUGCAAUCAAUUCUACAUUUUAUUAAUCAGAGCACUGAAUAACAGUUGCUAUAAUAAGAAAGACAGGGUUAGAUCUUUUGAUUACAGUGGAUUAUAUUCUCAUCAUGUAACACAGACAGAGGUUCUCAGGAAAUACAGAAAUCUCCAAAUCUUAGAUUAGCACUCUUUCAGAUUACCAUUGCAGUGAUUCCUUAAAGCACAUUCUCAACUUUUUCUACAAUUACAAUUGUUGCUGCUAUCACCAAAUCAUCAAAUAGCUUUCAUAACCCCCAACACCGCCAAAUGUAGUUUAUUAUUUCGAUCAAAUAGCAAUUAAUGACAUGAAUGAAAACUCCAGCCAAAACCGAGAGAUGACAAAGCAAACACAUACUAGGUAUGCGUUCAUGGCACUGGUGUAGUUAUCUCAGUUGGAACUGGGAGUGUAGAAUUUGCAACAGCGAGGUUGCGAUUUAGGGCUGGGGGUACCUGUAAGAGAAGAAAACCCUUCCUCUCCUACCAAUUCUGCAGCUAUGUGACCGGCUCACUAUCGAUCUCACUAUAUGAACUCUGCAACCUCCCAAAUAAUCAUCUCCGCCUCUAAACCCGCCGUCACUGUCCCAAACCUGCAGGCUCAGGUAGAUCGGCCGCAACUGCGAAGCAAAACUUAGAGUCUGCCACCAGUACGGGUCGUUGUUGUUCCGGAUGGUGCGAGUCUCGAGAGUGGUCCCUCCAGCGGUCACCUAAAUGAAACAAUGCAAACGAUGUCCGACAGACAAUUUCAGCCACACCCACUAAUGGAGAUAGACAAUCCACCGACUUUUACUCGUUUGGUAACAUUUGAGAGCAGAAGCAGCCCUGGUUCUUACCUUGACGUAGCCGUCAGUCCUACCGAACCAGCCGUCCCCACGGAGGCCGUUUGCAUGGCUCAAGGUCACGCUCAGAACUGUCUUGCUUAAAACCGGGGAUGGAGCCAGAAUGCUGAGGCCCAGGGCUGAAGCCAGCACGGUGAGGAACAGGAGGAGGCAUAGGCUCAGCUUCAUCUUUCCUCAAUGACGCUGGUGGUGUAAGGGUGUAAGAGAGAUGAUGAGGAAAAAAGAUUGGGGUCAAAAUGAUCAGGAAUCCUAUAAAGCAUUCUGAGCAGCAAUGUUUCUAUUUCAAGAUAUAUUUAAUAAUUAAUAGAUGAGUUAAUUUAUCUCAGGUAAUUCAACACAUUAAGAUGACUAGUCAAGCUAACCUGACUGACUUUAAUGGAGAACAGAAAUUUUAAGGAGAAUAUAUUGGCUGCAUUGUUCACGGAGAAAGCCAAUACCUUGACAAUGGCUCCUGAACUCUGAUGAGAUAUCAUGGUCGAUAUAUGGAUACAUUUGUUACAUAUUGUAGCCUACCAGUCUGCAAAAAAAAUGCUUAAAUUAUAUGACAAACGUUGACUCACCUGGUAAUGGCUUCUCUCAAUGUUUGAUGCCCUGCUGUUCUCCACUGCUUUUAUGCUUAAAGGAACAAGGAAAUAACCGUAAAUGCCCAGUUUGAUCCUCCUAUUCUAAUUAGUAGUUCAACUUGUUCAUCAGGUUAGGUAGCCAGCCAUCUGAUUAUUUCUGAUGAAGUUGGCUACAAGACUCUUAUCUUGUGAAAGUGUGUUUUGAACAGAAUUGUAUCAGUGAUGGGGGGUAGGCCUAAACAUCUUGGAUGAUAUAGAUAGGAAAUAUGUACGCUUUUCAAAUGUAUCCAUCUCUGCCUCUGUGUAAAGAAUAGCGGAUCAACCAAACCUCAGUGGUUUUUAACUCGUAUAUAUCGAUUAUUAUAUUCAUGCAUGAUUCUUCAAACACAAAUAUAAUGAAACACAAAUUUCUUAUUACUUGUACUUAAAAACUGUGUGUGAAGUACACACACAGUUUAAAAAGGUGUAUUGGAAACCAAUGAGGAGCCAAUUACCCAAUUAUUGAAUGUUUUUGUACUACCAGAGGUUACAUGCGCAGUAUGUGUUUUAUUUUAACAAUCCUUGGAUUUUCAGAGAGUGAUUAAGGACUGGUGGGGGGAAAACCCACAUUGCACAUCAGGUAUGUUUUGGAAAUAAAGUUUAAAUUUCUCAGAUUCCAAGAGCACUCCACCAAGGGCGGAAUUUUAUAGCGGCUAUCCAUUUUAUACAUUUGAGGUAUUUGCCCUUUUUACCCCUGACAAUAGUACUUUCUCUAAGGAAAAGACCUCUCUCAAACAUUUUAAGGAGCACAUAUUGGCUGCAUUGUUCACGGAGAAAGCCAAUACCUUGACAAUGGCUCCUGAACUCUGAUGAGAUAUCAUGGUCGAUAUAUGGAUACAUUUGUUACAUAUUGUAGCCUACCAGUCUGCAAAAAAACAUGCUUAAAUUAUAUGAUAAACGUUGACUCAUCUGGUAAUGGCUUCUCUCAAUGUUUGAUGCCCUGCUGUUCUCCACUGCUUUUAUUCUUAAAGGAACAAGGAAAUAACCGUAAAUGCCCAGUU